GUGAGUGAGGGGGGGGGCGAUGAUCCGGGUGCGGUGUCUCCGCGGAGGGAGCAGAGGAGCCGAGUCCGCUCAUUUCCUCGGGAACCUGCUUGGUCGAACUGUUGCAGGAUGGGUGCAGAAAUCUUUCCGAAGCACUCAGACUGCCGCUGCUACUGCAGCCAGUGAAAAUUCCUCUGUUACUGAUCACAAGGAUAAGGCAGAAGACUGUCCAGUCUGUUCCUACAAUGAGUGGGAUACUCUGGAAGAAGUGAUUGUUGGGAGACCUGAGAAUGCGUGUGUGCCCCCUUUUACAGUGGAAGUCAAGGCUAACACCUAUGAGAAGAAUUGGCCCUUUUACCAGAAGUAUGGAGGUCAGAAUUUUCCAAAGGAGCAUGUGAAGAAAGCUGUUGCUGAAAUUGAGGAGAUGUGUAAUGUUCUUCGUGGGGAAGGAAUCACUGUCAGGCGCCCGGAGAUCAUUGACUGGUCUGAAUAUUACAAGACGCCAGAUUUUGAAUCUACAGGAAUGUAUGCUGCUAUGCCGAGGGACAUACUGCUGGUGGUUGGGAAUGAAAUCAUUGAAGCACCAAUGGCAUGGCGUGCUCGCUUUUUUGAAUAUAGAGCAUAUCGGCCACUCAUCAAAGAUUACUUCCUGCGUGGAGCAAAGUGGACAACUGCUCCCAAACCACAAAUGUCUGACAAGUUGUAUGACAUGACUUACCCCAUCCACUCGGUGGAGGACAGAAACAAACUUGCAGGUGAAGGGAAGUUUGUAACCACUGAAUUUGAACCGUGUUUUGAUGCUGCCGAUUUUAUGAGAGCUGGGAGAGAUAUAUUUGUACAAAGGAGUCAGGUGACUAAUUUUCUGGGAAUCGAGUGGAUGCGGAGACACCUUGAACCAACCUACAGAGUUCACACACUUUCCUUCAAGGAUCCGAACCCCAUGCACAUUGAUGCAACCUUCAAUAUCAUUGGGCCUGGCUUAGUGUUGGCGAAUCCAGACCGUCCCUGUCACCAGAUCGAGAUUUUCAAGAAAGCUGGUUGGACAAUCGUUUACCCACCGACUCCUCUCAUCCCUGACGAUCAUCCUAUGUGGAUGUCUUCCAAAUGGAUAUCGAUGAACGUUCUGAUGUUGGAUGAGAAGAGAGUGAUGGUUGAAAGGGAAGAGACAACAAUUCAAAAGAUGUUUGAGAAACUAGGAAUUGCAACAAUUAAAGUCGCCAUCCGCCAUGCAAAUUCAUUGGGGGGAGGCUUCCAUUGCUGGACAUGUGACAUUCGUCGCCAUGGCACUCUCCAAUCAUAUUUUGACUGAGUAUUGUAGGGGAUCAUGUCAUUAAUAAUUAAAACGCUAUUGAAAAAUUGAUCUUUAUUUCAGGGGCCUGGAAUACAAAGAGAUGAAAAUUUUGUUUGUUAAAUACGGUGUUCUGGCAAAAUAGGUUUCAUAGACUAGACUUAUAUUUACUUAAUGGUAGAAGAUAAACAUUAAUUAAGGUGAUUAAUAAAAUUGAAGGAUGUGAUAGAGCAGAUGGAGUAAAAUUCUGCUUGGGGGAAUCUUAAACAUGUGAAUUAUUUCAAACUUUGAGCUCAGCCAUUGGGGGUAAUGCCAGCAAAAACUCCACACAAAGGGGUUGGGGUUUAGACUGACACAGCACCAAGGCCAUUUGCUCCAUUGUGCCUAUGUCUAAUAUUUGUAAGAACAAGACAGUUCCUCACUCCCAUGCUUUUCCUCCACUACCCUGACCAUUAUGUCUUUCAAAUAUUUAUCAAUUCCUUUGGGAGAUCUGUUGCUGAAUAUCCUUCCUCUGCAUUUUAUAGACGAUAUGCUGGAGAUGAAAACAACUCUCUCUGGAAAGUCUUCUUCCUCAAUUCACCUCUGGGUUUUUUGCCACCUGUGUUAAAUGUAUUCUCUUAAAUUACUAAUCCUUCUGCAGUGUCUGUAGUUUCUCCUCUCUCUCAUCUGAAGUCUGUUAUCCCAGGACCCAUUCUAAUAAAACUCCAUUGCUUUCUCCCCAAGACCUCAAACUCCUUCCUAAAUUGUGGAAUUAUACACAAUAAAUCAGCCAUUUGCUUUUGUAUUUCAUGCCUCUAUGAAUAAAGCCAAUGAUCCCAUACACUUAUGCCACAAUCUCUCAAUUUGUCUUAUUAUCAUCAAAUUUGCUGUUAAUAUACUUCCCAGCUUUGUUUGUUCCUCCACCCCCUUUAAAAUUAUAACCUUUUAAUAAUAUUGCCUUUUACCAUUCUUUCUACUGUAACUAAUCAUAUCGAUCGGUUGUUGAAAUUAAAUGCUCCCCCAGAAAAGAUGGAUAUGGAGAAAUUGUUGGUAGUCAAGGUUAGUAACUGAUCUAACAUAAUAUCAGAACAAGUUUAAAGGCUGGAAUGGCCUCUUCAUUUCCCUCUGAUAACUGGAAUUGGGCCUGAACACCAACACAAGCUGGUGAAUCACUUUGGUCAAGCACAUGCAUGAACUCUAGGUUUAUUUUGAAGAAUGCUUUUUUGCUUAAAGCUUCCUUUCAUCAUUUAUUCUUCCUUUCAGAGAACGUGUUAAAAUUCCCUUGUGAUCUACAACAGAGGUCCUCUGGCUAGCUUCCAAACAUUUCCUCUUCUUCUAAUGAGACUGGCAUUGCAACUUCCCCUGUGAAAGUCAGCAGUUGUUUCAGGGAAUUGACAGGCUAUACCUGCUCUUCCCUUCACACAUGACAUUCUCAUUACUGGAAAUUUGGUUAGUUACUACACUGGAUCAUUUUAUAUUUUUUGUUAAAUUGACAGGAAUUUUAUUAAGGACCAUAUUUGUAUUUGAUGUUUGAAUUGGCAAUUGUACAAAACCCAUAUAAAAACAAAAUGUCUCUUGUCUCAAUUUGACGGCCAAAUCAAGGCAAAUGAUUUGCCAAAUUCUGUAAAUGUUGGCACACCGUGCCAGCUGGUGCUCAAAUCACAUCUCUUUCUGGACAAUGACUGGGCAAAUCUGUGUAAUUGCUGCUUUACAAUGACAUCUCAGCGCUUGGCUGAAGAUCACAGGAUGAUUGCUAAUACUUUGCAUAAUAUUCAAUCAGCCAAAUGUGGGAUUCCUUUUUGUGAAGCCGUUUUAAAAGUUAACGAGUCUUUUGAAUACGAAUACAAUAAUUUCUGUCCUCAACUAUUUUGUUUUAGGUCUCAAAAUGUUCCUUCUAGGUUUUGUUUGAAUGCUGGAGUCAGUUGAACCCUGGAACCUGGUUGCCGUACUGUCCCUCAAACACUGCCAGCAACUAACAGUUGUGCUGUAGUUUUCUGUUUAGAAAUCAUUUAAAAAAGAUGGUAUUCACAGAUUUAAAGCUGUUUACUUCAGGGAUUUUACUGUUGUAAACUGAUCCUUGGAUCAGACAGCAGAAGAAUAGAGACGGCUUUAAAAACACUAGUCCAUGGGAGGGUGCUGCAAUCUGACUGUUUGGAAAGUGCUUGCUAUUCAGGAACUGGAGUUAACCCUUCCUUAACAAAAACAUAAUUUGGAGAUACCAGUGUUGGACUGGGGUGGGCAAAGUUAAAAAUCACAAGACACCAAGUUAUAGUCCAAAAGGUUUAUUUGGAAGCACUUGCUUUCGAGGCACUGCGUCGUCUUCAGGUAGUUGUGGAACAGAACCAUAAGACAUGGAAUUUAUAGCAAAAGGGUUACAGUGUCAUGGAGCUGUAAUGAUCUAUUAAACAGAUUUAGAUUAAGGCUUUCAUCUUUUACAAUGGGAUAUGCUGGUUUCGAUUCUUCAAUAUAUAAAUCCUAGAACUUCUUUUAAGUUAUAUUCUCAAGAUAGCUUCAGCUUUUCUAAGAAUAGGUGCCAUCUCAGCUCAGACAAUGCAUUAAAGGUGUGAGGUUAAAGUCUGUCUGUGUCCCAAUGUUGAGUCAGACUGGUUCUAUUUGUAAAGUGGGAUUUACAGAAUCUUAAAUGGAUUUAUGCAGUUUGUGAGCAAAAUAAAAUGUAAUUCUACAAAUACAAAUUCACCCCACAAACUUACGUGUGUGUGCGUGUGUGUGUGUGUGUGAGAGAGACAGAGAGAGAGAUGGAAUGUAAGUCUGUGAGAGGGUGUGUGCGUGGGUGAGAGUGUGGCAGGAGUACGUAUGUACACAUGAGAGAAAGCUGAUGUAUGAGAGAGUGUGUGAAUAUGUAGAUGUUUGUGUGUGUGUGUUGAGAGAGUGAAUAGUGCAGUGGGAUCACCUGUAGUGUGACAUGAACCCAAGGUCCCAGUUGAGGCCAUUCCAAUGGGUACUGAACUUGGCUAUCAGCCUCUGCUCAGUCAGUUCGCAAUGUUGCCUGUCCUGAAGUCCGCCUUGGAGGCUGGUCACCCGAAGAUCUGAGGCUGAAUGUCCUCAACCGCUGAAAAGUUCCUGACUGAGAGGGAACACUCUUGCCUGGUGAUUGUUGUAUGGUGUCCAUUCAUCCCCGUUGUCAUAGCCUCUGCUUGGUCUCCCAAUGUACCAUGCCUCAGGGCAUCCUUGCCUGCAGCGAAUGCGAUAGACAAUGUUGGCUGAAUCACAUGAGUACCUGCUGUGUACACGGUGGGUGGUGUCCUCACGUGUAAUGGCGGUAGCCAUGUUGACACUCUGACGUGUCUCGCAGUGGUUCUCUUGCCAGGGUUGUAUGAUGUUGUGGUCAGUAUUGUCCUGAAGGCUGGGCAGUUUGCUGUGAACAAUGGUCUGUUUGAGGUUUGGUGGUUGUUUUCAGGUGAGAAGUGGAGGUGUGGGGAAGGUCUUAGUGAGGUGCCCAUCCUCAUUGAUAAUGUGUUACAGGUUGCAAAGAACAUGGCACAGUUUUUUGUAACCUUUUGUUAUAAAUUCUGUCUCUUGUGGUCCUGAUGAAGAGGCAGUAUCUUGAAAGCUAAUGCUUCCAAAUAAACCUGUUGAACUAUUACCUGAUGCUGUGUGAUUUUUAACUUUAACAAAAACAGGAGGUGUUGGAAAAGCUCUGCAGGUCUGGCAGCAUCUGUGGAGAGAAAUCAAAUUCAAUGUUUCGGGUCCAAUGACCCUUUCUCAGGAUACGUAAGCAUUUCUUUGCCCACUUUUGCUGGUAGGGGUUUUGCAUUUUUUUGGUCCUCUUGAAUUUUGCUGUUGGAACAUUUUCAUAUAUAGAAAGGAGCCAGUCCCAGAGACUGAUUUGACACCCACUUCUUGGGACUAACUUCCGUUAGUGGAAGUUGGGAAUUCUGUUCUUGAAGCAGACAUAACCACAACACCCUGGUCUGAAUCCCAGAUGACCCCCCUCCCUCCUGGUAAUCUUCAUAGGCCACUCUUUCCUCGGAACUGUGCGAUAGGAUUUAGCAGCUCAAUAGCAAACACUAUUUCUUUCCAUUAAAAAAAGAUGACUGUGUUGAAAAUUUGAUCCUCUCAGUAAAGAUGAGGUUUAGUAUGCAAUAAUUCAAUGGUUUGUUCGUAUUUUUCUGCAAUAUGUUAUGAAGAUUGUAAGUGAUUUUUAGUUCAUUUGUUAUUCUCAAUAAAAGCUUAAUUGCAUCUUC
This is a messenger RNA of Hemiscyllium ocellatum (epaulette shark), 5451 nucleotides long. RefSeq names its product glycine amidinotransferase (L-arginine:glycine amidinotransferase) (gene gatm). Lineage: Eukaryota; Metazoa; Chordata; Chondrichthyes; Orectolobiformes; Hemiscylliidae. Bases 20 to 1288 code for a protein of 422 amino acids. The record is from RefSeq and is a predicted model, not a curated record. Gene Ontology annotation, molecular function: amidinotransferase activity. Gene Ontology annotation, cellular component: mitochondrion. The transcript is spliced from 9 exons.